GUAUAAGGAGUAGCAGCAGGGAGGAGACUCUGGGAAGGCAGGGGAGCCUGGGAAAGGAGAGAAAAGGCUGCGGACUUAGAGGGACGGGAGAGUAAGUCAGGAGGAAGAGCACAGAGGAGGGCACACACAGACACACGGAGGGGGAGGAAGGGCAAAGAGAAGAAAACUCGGGUGGGAAGAAGACGGGAGGAAGAGGAGCAAGGCAGAGAUGAAGUCACAGGGCUCCCUGGCCUGCCUCCUGCUGGCCCUGUGCUUGGGCAGUGGGGAGGCUGGCCCACUGCUGAGAGGAGGGGAGAGCGCUGGAGCAGGUGCUGGGGAGGCCGUGGGACAUGGGGUGCGAGACGCCAUUGGACAGGGGGUGGGAGACGCCAUUAGCCAUGGAGUCGAAGAGGCUGUUGGCCAAGGGGCUGGACAGGCAGCUGGCUCCACAACCAGGGAGGUCAUGGGCCACGACAUGGGGGAAGCAGCCCGUGCCCUUGGAAACACUGCGGGUGAGGCUGGCAGACCGGUUGAGAACAUCAUUCGACAUGGAGGAGAUGCUGUCCACAGCUCCUGGCAGGGGAUGCCAGGCAGCAGCAGUGCUUGGCCUCCAUCUGGAGGCCAUGGCAUCUUUGGCUCCCAGGGUGGCUCUGGAGGCCACAGCCAGGGCAAUCCUGGAGGGCCAGGGACUCCCUGGGGCCAGGGAUACCCCCGAGAUUCAGAUGGAAGCUUUGGAGCCCACUCUCAGGGAGGCCCCUGGGGCCAAGAAAGCAAUAGAGGGUCUUUCAGCUCGGCCACCAACGCUCGGGGGACUGUGGUCCAACCCGGUUACGGCUCCGUGAGAGGCAGCAACUCACACACAGAGUGCACCAACCCCCCGCCAUCCGGCUCAGGUGGAAGCUCCAGCAGCUCGGGGGGAGGCAGCGGCGGAGGUGGUGGCAGCGGCGGUGAUGCCAGCAAAGGUGGCAGUGGUGGUGGCGGCAGCAGCAGUUACGGGUCCAGCUGGGACCGUCCCUUAGAAAAUUCUAGGAAUUUUGAUCAAAGCGACUACUCAAGCUCCCAGGGACACAAUACCGGCUCUUCCUCGGGUAGCAGUGGCGGCGGAAGUGGCGGCGGAAAUAAACCCGGGUGUGACAGCCCAGGGAAUGAAGUCCGCAUAUCCGGAGGAUCUGGGGGUCAGGGCUUUGGAGGAGGACAGGGAGGCUCUGGUGGCUACGCUGACAUCAGGGAAAUAAGCAAAGAGGGCAGUCGCCUGGUUGGGGGCCCCCAAGACAAUUAUCAGAACUCUCAGACGUCUCCUGGGCUCUUCAACUUUGACACUUUCUGGAAGAAUUUUAAAUCCAAGCUGGGUUUCAUUAACUGGGAUGCCAUAAACAAGGGCCAAGUCCCACGCCCCAGCACACGCGCCCUGCUCUACUUCAGCCGACUCUGGGAGGAUUUCAAACACAACACCCCUUUCCUGAACUGGAAAGCCAUUAUUGAGGGUGCUGAUGCGUCCUUGCUCCAGAAGAGGUCGGGCAGUGCCGGUCAGUCUGGCUCAGGAUGGCAAGAGGUGGCCGUGGUGACUUCUAAGAACACCUAUAACCAGCAGGCAUACCCUACUCCCUCUGGUGGGCAGUACUCAGCCAAGAUCCCCUCUAAGGGGGGAGCCACGCCUUCUUCCUCGGCUUCCCAGGUGCGCCCUGGCCUGCUGCAGUGGGUGAAGUUCUGGGAGAAGCAGGAGUAAAGGAACGCGCAGGUGAAACAGAAAAUUAUUUCCAAUCAUAACUGAGGUCCUGAACAACAUCAGCCAUCAAGGAGCACAACUGUGCCCCACCCCCAACUCUCUCCCUGUGUCAGGCUUGGUCUGGGUGCUGACACCUGCUUUUUCCCGGUUGAACCUGGUCUGUCUGUCCCUCGUUUCUUCCAACUGAACUGUGGGGUCUCCUUGUCCAGAAACCUCAUCGGAUAAACCUGCCACUUUCUUCACCUACUCUGUUUUGUGACCUGAAGUCACUGUGACAAUUCUUCAGGAGAAGCUUCCUACUUUGGGAUUUCUUUGUGGAAAUAAAACAUGAAUCUUAUUUCCUUAA
Messenger RNA from Neomonachus schauinslandi (Hawaiian monk seal), 2051 nucleotides. It is a transcript of the gene DMKN, whose product is annotated as dermokine. Gene Ontology annotation, biological process: cornified envelope assembly. The coding region runs from base 209 to 1705 and encodes 498 amino acids. NCBI's taxonomy places the organism in Eukaryota, Metazoa, Chordata, Mammalia, Carnivora, Phocidae. The record is from RefSeq and is a predicted model, not a curated record. The transcript has 21 exons.